AUGUCUCAGGGUACUCUUUUCGUUACUGCUUUGGGCAGAGGCAACUUGCCUCCAGCCUUGGCCAAAUACUUGCAAUUGGAUGUCGAAGUUACUGAUGUCGCCAAGGACAUGGAAUCCUUCAAGAAGGAGUUCCCAUUGGGUUUGAUUCCAGCUUUCAAGAACUCAGAAGGGUUCAAGUUGACUGAAGUCAUCGCUAUUCUAUAUUACCUCCUUGAAUUGAAAGGUGAUGAAGAAAUCACACAAGCUUUGGCAGGUGCCACUGCUCAAGAAAGAGCUCAAGUCUUGAGAUACCUCUCCCUCGUCAACUGCGACAUUGCUCCAGCUUUCCAGGAUUACGCCUUUUUGCAAUUCGGCAAGGUCCCAUACAACAAGAAGAUCAGCGAAGAGAAGAAGGCUGCUUUGGACAAGUUUUUGGGUCUUUUGAACGAAAGACUACAGGAAUACACCUACGUGGCCACCGAGUCUGUAACCCUAGCUGACUUGUUCCUAGCUUCCUUUUACGGUUUCGGCCGCACCAUCCUUUUCGGUGCUGAACUCGAAACCAAGUUCCCAGCUUUGGCCAGAUGGUACUACACCGUCGAAGCCCACCCAGUGCUAAGCGGCUUGUUCGACAAGUCCAAGUUCUUGGAGAAAUCCGUUGUCUUCCAGCCACCAAAGAAGGAAAAGAAGGCCGAGAAGCCUAAGGCCGCUGAAAAGCCAAAGGCUGCUGAAAAGCCAAAGGCCGAGGAACAACCAGCCGAGCAAAAGAAGCCUAAGCACCCUCUAGAGCUUCUAGGUAAGGCCACCUUCCCCUUAGACGACUGGAAGCGUAAGUACUCCAACGAAGACACCAGACCCGUUGCCUUGCCUUGGUUCUGGGAGCACUACAACCCAGAAGAGUACUCCAUCUGGAAGGUUGACUUCAAGUACAACGACGAGUUGACCUUGACCUUCAUGUCCAACAACCAAAUUGGUGGUUUCUUCAACAGAUUGAGUGGCUCCGUCAAAUAUAUGUUCGGUUCUAUGGUCGUUUACGGUGAGAACGGUAACAAUGGUAUCACUGGUGCCGUCAUGCUCAGGGGCCAAGACUCCGUCCCAGCCUUUGAAGUCGCUCCAGACUGGGAAUCCUACGACUUCACCAAGUUGGACACCACCAAGGAAGAAGACAAGGAAUUCAUCAACAACAUGUGGGCCUGGGACAAGCCAGUUAUCGCCGAUGGUCAACCAAGAGAAAUCGCCGACGGUAAGGUGUUGAAAUAG
Molecule: messenger RNA, 1239 nt
Organism: Lachancea dasiensis
Lineage: Eukaryota; Fungi; Ascomycota; Saccharomycetes; Saccharomycetales; Saccharomycetaceae
Source: the annotation of a GenBank genome assembly